GGAAGUGAACAUUAAAAUAAAUAAUGUUACGUAAAAGUUUGUUUUGGUUUAAAAUAAUUUUGUGUGGAUGUAAGUAGUGUAUGCAAAAAUUCCGUUAUUUUAUCCGAUCGAGUGUAUUUAGCAACUUGUGAUUUUUAUGUUUGUGGUCAAGGACAUAUCUAUGAUGUAUUUGUUGCAAAAGUGUUUCGCCAUGCUGGUUCACCUGCCAGUGGUAUUCUGUCGCCCUCAUUCAAGGAGCGACAUCAUAGCUGGAGAGGAUUUCCUGGCUCUGUUUAUGUCAGCCAGUAAUGAAGAUGAUAGAACUGAUCUUGAAGUUCAAGCAAGUACCAUGCAAUACGACGUAGCGGCCUUAAGGCCAAUAAGCAGAGGCUCCCGAAGUAGCAGAUAUGAAAAAGAACACUCAAACGAUCUUGAUAGAGGUGUUAAGAUUGAAUAUCUUCCUUUGGAAGCCAUGUUUACAACUGUUAAACAAAAGGAUGAUAUCGAUGAUGGCUCUGAGGAAGAUGAUAUAGAAAUGAGAAAAAUAUCUGAUGAUAUUCAACAAAGACUGAGGCGAAUAUACACGCAGCACCAGGAAAUUAAUAGUAAAACCUCGAGCGAACAAACGCGCGUUAAAGAUACUAGGCCUGCUCAAGUAAUUGCUGUCAGUGUGUCAUCUUCUGUAGGUGUUUCUAGAGUGCAUAAAAAUCCAGUCACCGAGAAAGUAGUUGGCAGGAAUAAAGUUUCUGCGGCCGAUGAUGCUGUCGUUAUUUCUAAGAACAAAAAAAGUGAUUUUAACAUCGAUGAAGGCGAACCCACUACUAAAGAAAAAGAUUAUAUUCAAGGAGAGUCGACAAAUAAGCAUGCAGUAAUAACUGCACCAGGCGCGAACGAAGCUUAUUUAGAACAACAAAGGACUCGUCAUCAAAGAAGACAAGAACCGAUGCAUCCAUAUCAUCAGACUAUCAUUUUCCAUAAUGAAAAUAAAGAAGGAGCACAGGCGAGAUCUGUAUCUUACAGCUCCGUCGUGCAGUCAUUUAAUCCGUCUGGUGAAUGGAAAGGAACUGAUGCAAAGGAUAUGCCUGUUAGCAAGAAUAUUACAGAUUUUGACGAAGAUAUAAAGAAAUUUACGGGAAAGAUCUUUAAUGAGCCUGCUAAAAACUACGGAGAACCAGAAAAAAUAUAUUCGGAGCCAGCUAAAAUAUAUUCAGAACCAGCAAAGGUAUACGGACAACCAGAGAAAAUUUAUUCUGAACCUGCUAAGGUAUACGGAGAGCCAGCUAAAAUAUAUUCAGAACCCGCCAAGAUAUAUUCCGAACCAGCAAAAAUCUACUCAGAACCGGCAAAAAUAUACGGUGAACCAGCAAAGGUGUAUAGUGAACCAGAAAAACCAUAUCAGGAACCUUCCAAGUUUGGCGCUAUUGUGAAACCUAUAGUUUCAGUCAAAUUUGGAACACAUAUUUCACCGGAUAAAGAAGAAUUCAUUACACAUCCAGUAGAAGCAAAAACUAAAACUGAUAAACCAACGCAAGUUCCUCCGACGAUAGUAGAUUAUAGUAAGAAAACUUAUGAUGAAUUAAAUGCACCUCGGGAAGAAGUUAAUUUUGAAUCUAAGAAAAUAGUAGAUGAUGGAAGUUACCGGCCUAGUGAACACGAGCACGUUGAACAAAAUUGGGAAGAACCCGAACAAGACUACAGGCCGGUGACGCCAGUUCCACGAGGCGAGCAGUAUGAAUCAACUCCUGAACAGAAUUAUGAGGUUGAUGAAGCUGUCAGCGUCCAGACAAAUGGACGGGCACACGGAGUGCAAUCUCCCAAGAAAAAAGAUGAUGAAAAUCAAAAAGUGGGCUAUGUUGUGGAAGGAAGAAACUUCCGAAAGUAUCGUGUUGAGGAACGGACUGCAGAUGGUUUUAUAGUUGGUGAAUACGGAGUGGUCAGUCACGACGACGGUAGUUUAAGAGGCGUCAGAUAUACGGCCGAUGGUACAACGAAUCCUAGGCUAAUAUACGACGCGCUAAUGAAGUUCUUGUCAUUAUAAUGUGGUAUACAUUUGAUACUGCCUUUAAUACGCUUCUUUGUUGUUAAUGUCUGGAUGUAUUCUAAUCAACAAAUAUUA
Molecule: messenger RNA, 2095 nt
Organism: Ctenocephalides felis (cat flea)
Lineage: Eukaryota; Metazoa; Arthropoda; Insecta; Siphonaptera; Pulicidae
Product: nuclear receptor subfamily 2 group E member 1-like
Exons: 2
Coding region: 137-2017 (626 amino acids)
Biological process (GO): positive regulation of transcription by RNA polymerase II; cell differentiation; anatomical structure development
Molecular function (GO): RNA polymerase II cis-regulatory region sequence-specific DNA binding; nuclear receptor activity; zinc ion binding
Source: RefSeq, a predicted model, not a curated record